Molecule: messenger RNA, 4180 nt
Organism: Paramuricea clavata
Lineage: Eukaryota; Metazoa; Cnidaria; Anthozoa; Malacalcyonacea; Plexauridae
Source: the annotation of a GenBank genome assembly
ACAUUGAACGCUUGAAGAAGCAAAAGCGAGUGAUAAAAACUCAAACUUCGAAGCUUUAUACGAAACUUUUAAGAUUAAUGUCCAACGAGAAAUGUGAGAGUGAGGAAUUAUUGCAAGGGCUAGACACAUACGAAGAGAAGCAGCAGGGAGACGUUGACAAUUAUUGAGGAACUAAUCCUAGCGUACAAAAAAGCUGGUGACAAACAAAAUGCUGUAAAGACUGAGGACGAACUUGAGAUUGUUACAAAAGAUACCAAUCGCGAUGUAGUUACAGUGAAAUCGUUUAUAGUGGCUAUGAUUACUAAACCAAUGAAACGAAGUCCGGACGUGCUGGAUACGGCGCAAUCAAAAGAGUAUAGAGACGGAGUCAAUCAACCUUAUACAUCAAAGAUCGAAGACAGAGGGUGUUGAUCGCAGUUUGGAGCAUCUGCAAAUACCAAAAUUUGAUGGCGACAAAUCGAAGUUUGCAAGUUUUUUUGGGCAGCUUUUUCAGCAAUUGUGGACGAGACAAGUGCACUUUCGAAACACAAAAUGUUCAGAUUAAAAGCAUGUCUGAAGGGGAAGGCAGCAGAGGCAAUCUUGAAAUUGGGAUAUUCAGAAGAAGCCUAUGAAGAGACAAAAAAGACUUUGAUACGAAAGUUUGGAGGUAAUCGUCGACAGAUACAAGCGCAGUUAGAGGAUCUUCGUAACACUACACCGUUUCAAGACGACGAUGUGCAAGAAAUUGAAAAGUUUUGUGGACAAUUUGGUACAUACGAUCGGGAUGUUAAAAGAGCAAUGACUAUGGAACGAGUUAAAACCGAACAGCAUGUUGUAUCUGUUAUUAAUUGAAAAGAAUGUUGGCCAGUUAUUUUAGAUGGUUAAUGGAGAAAUGUAAAGAAGAGACCUUGGAAAAUGUGAGUAGUGAUUGGAUGGUAGAAGAGGCAGAGUUCCUGAUUUGUGCAUUAGAGACGAGGGAAGGUAUGGCGACUAAGAAAACACCAAAGGACAGAAGGCUGAAAGACACAUGGUAGUUUUGCAGCCAUGAACAAUGGACGAGAGUGAAGUUGUGCAUGUUGCAACAAGAUUGGUCAUGGUGUGUGGAAUUGUACAAAGUUUAAAGACGGUACUGUGAGACAAAGAUGGACUUUGGCAAAAGGAAGGAAACUGUGCUAUCGAUGCUUGUCGGAAAAUCAUCUGGGAAAAGAUUGCCCUAGCACACGAGUAUGUGGACAAGAAGGUUGCAAGAGUAAUCACCAUCAGUUGUUACACGAGUCCGGGACUCGAGAUCAGAAGAAGAAAGUUAAUCAGGAUGGCAAGGACAAGAUUUCACAGUCUCCACCUAGUUGAUCACUUCAAUCAGUUCCAGAUUUAAAGGCUGAGAAUUUGUCAGCGUUAGAACAACCGACUGGGGCAGAAAAGAAAACAUACAUAGCAACGUUGGCUUCGUCGAAAUCAUCUAAAGAAGUUGUGUCAUUUCGUACAGUACCUGUCAGGCGAACGGUCAGAAGAUAAGAGUUAAUGCUGUCCUAGACGAUGCUAGCAGCGCGUCCUAUAUUAGUGAAGAGGUAGCUGGGGUACUUGGACUGUCUGCACCAUACGAACCUGUUACAGUUCAAGUUUUAAACGAAAAUAUUGAGACUUUUGAUACCAUGCCAGUGGACUUGAUUCUCGAAAAUAGUGAUGGUAAUGUUCAAGUUCCAUUUCAAGCAUCUACGUGCCCACAUCAGAUCACAGGAAGCUACAAAGUGGUAGAUUGGAGGCGUUAUCAAAAGCGUUGUCGCAUUUGGGAGUGUGUAAUUUUCCGAGGCUACAGUAGAUCCGCUGGUAGAUGUGCUGAUUGGUCAAGAUCAAGUCGAUUUGCAUUACGCACGAUGUGAUGUAAGAGGGAAGCAAGGCGAACCGAUUGCACGAUUGGGUCCGUUAGGAUGGUCUUGUAUCGGAGAUCCAGAAGAGAAAUCGUCAGCGCGUUGUCCGCUUCGUAUCAAUCUGAUUUACACGUUCUUUGCUAAGUCUGAAUCGCUCGAAGAACUUAAUCACUCGCUGAAAAGAUUUUGGGAAUUGGAAUCAGUUACAACCGACAAAGAGCAUCACGUAAUGUCACAGAAAGAAAAGUCGGCGUUGUCUCAGUUGCAUGAAUCGCUGGUCAACGACGGAGAGCGUUAUCAAGUUGCAGUGCCGUGGCAAGAAAGUUGUCCAACUCUAAUGAACAAUUACGAGACUGCAUUCAAUCGCCUCAAGAUUACAGAGAAACGAUUAUCGAAGAACGAAUCCCUUGGAGCAGAUUAUGGUGAAACAAUUCGAAAUUAUGAGCAAAAGAAAUAUAUCCGUAAACUGACUCCUGAUGAAGCAAUGGUUCCCGAAGGUCAAGUGUGGUUUUUACCCCAAUUUCCGGUGUGUCGCCCAGACCGAGCAACAACAAAGACUCAUAUUGUGUUCGACGCCAGCGCUAAGCAUCAUGGGGUGUCCUUGAAUGAGAUGAUCCUACCAGGACCAAAGCUGUUGAGCAAUUUGUUUGAUGUACUCAUGCGAUUUCGUCGAUAUCCUGUUGCUAUGGCAUGCGAUAUCCGAGAGAUGUAUCUACAGAUCCGAAUUCCAGCUGAAGAUCGUUCGUAUUUCCGAUUCUUGUGGAGAAAUCUAGAAAUUGAUCGACGUCCUGAUGUCUAUGAAUUUGAAAGAAUGGUCUUUGGUGACACAUCAGCUCCAUUCCAUGCGCAAUUUGUGGCUCAAGAAAACACCCGACGACACAAAGAAACUUACCCCCUCGCGGCGGAGACUGUCGAAAAGUCAACUUAUAUGGAUGAUUCUUUGGACUCAACUCAAACCAAGGAGGAAGCAAUCGAACUGUAUGAGCAAUUGAACGGGUUGUGGAAGUUAGCCGGUAUGGAACCACGUAAAUGGGUGUCGAAUUCCUACAGCGUUCUUAAGAAAAUUCCAAGUGAGAAACGGGCAGCAAAAGUCGAUUUAGCUAAAGAGAAUAUCCCUACGAUUAAAACCCUGGGCGUGUUAUGGUUGGCUGAGGAUGAUGUGUUUUCUUUCCAAGUCGAAGAAGUCCUUCAACCACAGUUUACGAAGAGAUUCCUAUUAAGCCGAGUAUCAAAAGUAUUUGAUCCGCUGGGAUUUGUGUCACCAUUCGUCGUGCGUGCAAAGAUCCUAUUGCAAGAGUUAUGGUCGCAAGGGAUAGGAUGGGACGAUCCAAUUGAGCACGACGUGUAUCGUCAGGCCAAGAGUUGGUUGGACGAGCUAAAGGAUCUUGAAUCCAUAAGAAUUCCCGGAUGUUUGCACAUGAACAAUGAUCAGUCCACGACAAUACACACUUUCGUAGAUGCGUCGAAAUCUGUGUAUGGCGCUGUCAGCUAUUUGAGAACCGAACAUCCGAACGGAAGAGUCGAGGUCAAUAUAGUUGCAUCGAAAACUCAAGUGACACCAUUAAUGCCAGUGAGUAUUCCUCGGCUCGAGUUGUUGGCAGCGGUCUUGGGGUUAAGGUUAGCAUUGGUUAUUGCAAGAGCAUUGAAUCCUCCCUAUCUCCACGGCGUGGUUUUGGUGUGACAGUAUGAACCGUGCUUCUCUGGAUUCAUGGACACGGUUGAGAAUUCCUGCCUUUUGUAGCAAAUAGAGUUGGAUUCAUUCAAAGUCAAACCAAUCUGGAGCAAUGGCAAUACAUUGGGACAAAGGACAAUCCUGCUGAUAUGUGUUCUCGUGGAAGCAAAGCAGCUCAGCUGAUUGACAGUGUGUUAUGGUGGCGAGGUUCUCAAUUUCUGCAAAAGACGGAGUUGGAGUGGCAACUGAAGAAGAUCGUUAACGAAGGAGGCAUUGGUCGCAAGAUGGAGUCCACAUUGACUUGUUUAGUCCAGCCUACCGUUUCUUCCAGCAGUCCUUCGUGAAGAUUGAAUCCAUCAAGACGGUCCAGCUGGCAGAGAUUCAUUCAUGUCCUGUCUUGGGUAUUGAGAUUUGUUAACAACUGCCAUAACACGGUCGAAAAUCGAGAAUAUGGUCCGUUAAAGCCAGAAGAAGUCAAAGAAGCGCAGCUUUACACAAUAUGUGACGCGCAAAAGAAACGUUUCAAGGAGUAUGAAGUCAUCAAGAACGGAAAGUUGCUAGCCUAAGAUUGACGAAGACGGCGUACUUCGAUGUGAUGGUCGAUUAUGUUAUGCAGAAUUCUUCCCAUACGAAGUUCGUUUUCCAGUCAUAUUACCUCAGG